Histoplasma capsulatum G186AR is the source of this 1503-nucleotide messenger RNA. RefSeq lists its product as uncharacterized. The transcript has 2 exons. The record is from RefSeq and is a predicted model, not a curated record. The coding region runs from base 1 to 1503 and encodes 500 amino acids. Lineage: Eukaryota; Fungi; Ascomycota; Eurotiomycetes; Onygenales; Ajellomycetaceae.
AUGACCACCAGUCCAAGAUUAUCAACCAAACGAGAAUCAACACCACCAUCCGUCUCCGAUCCAGCCCUGCUUCAUAUCCACGAUCGUUUGCAUCAAAUAGAUGCCAAAGUAGUCGAUCUCCGUUCCUCCAUCUUGACCCCUGAUGAAUAUGUCGACCGACGAAACCGCCAGGAUGAGUUCAUCCGGCGAGAGUUUGACGGGCAACGCCAGGUUUGCAGCCGUAUCGAGCUGAACGUGGGAAGGACAAAGAAUGACGUUACCCAACUAAAGGACGGGUUAACCCAGUUGAAGUCGGAAAUGCUACAGCUCAGGACUCAUGUCUCCCAACUUGGUUCAAAAGAAGCAUAUCUCCAGAGCGAUAUCACCCAACUCCAAAGCGACGUCAACCAACUCCAGCUCGACGUCCAAAAACUUCACACCGAUGUUUGUGCUACCCGUACCGACCUCAGCCAAAUCCAGACUAUUGUGAGCCAGCUUCGCAUCGAUUUAAUGACUCUGCAAAGGGAAACCUCCCAGAACUUCGGACUCGUUUUCUCUCGAUUCUCUGCCAUGGAAUCGAGGAUGAAGCACAUGGAACGCACACGAUUCAACUCUCUCGCCCAGACGAUACAUGCUCCCAUUACUCCAGUCCCACUUGUCGAAGAUGACGGCUCUGUUCGUUGGCCCGAAUAUUUCCCUCGAACAGUUUGGAAGUUUUGGUGCUUGAAGAAAAGAAAUAGAAUUCAUCGACUGGUCGAGCUUGCAGAUUUUUACGAGCUGGAAGGGUAUCAAUAUUGGGGCAGAAUGCCUCAUGCUCACGAUUCUACUUUUGCCACCGAUGGAAAUAUGAGCGAUUCAAGCGACUCGAGUGACCUUCCAUCAGACCUCACACGCGCAGAGGCGGCCCGACAAUACCCAGAGGCUUGCCAUCAAGCAUUAGCUGCUACUCUCGGUCUCGUCUACUACAAAAUUCGGAAUGAAGUUGGCGAGGGUCCUCUUGGGCAUCACGUUUCAGCUGCACACAAACGCAUGCAGGAUGAGGUCACAUCAAUUAAUUCCUCGUCAAAGCAAAAGCCAGCCAAACUCUCCCGCCGCUCCAACGAGAGCUCACCAACCAACUUACACCGGAUCCACAUCGGCCCUGCCCUCGAUGCAAAGUCCAUCGAUUCUGAAGGUCUAGAUAGGCUGGGUUGGAAUGUUCACGGGUCGCAGAUGUCCGAUGACACGAUGAGUAAACUAAAAGGGAUUGUAUCCGACGAAGUCAACUCUAUCCUGCUCCACGCAUUGGAACGGGGUCGGAUUCGGCUGCAGCCCGGUGCCCUCGAACCUCCCCAGCAAUCGCCCACUAACUUUUCCAGGCUCAACAUUCGUUCCAGGCCAAACUUCUAUGAAUCCUCAGGCACACACGAUGACGAAAUGGUUACCGUUUCCAACACUGUUCCAACCGAAAUCAUCUCACCACGUUCUCCCGACGAAGGUCGGCAGUGGAUUCCAGGACGCAUGUCGGAAACUCCUAGCCCGUAG